UCUGUAAAGUCACACCCCAGCUAGCACAUCAUUAUCUGUUUCUUAGAGCUUGGUGAGAGUGUGGUUGUCCUAUGGUUAUUUUGCAUAUAACCUUACCACAACGUUCUGGGAAUGGUGCGGGGUAGUUGCUUGGCUUUGGAACAUUCUCAGCACAUUUAAGGAACUUGACGAAGUGGUUUGAUAUUGGGAAUGUUCUCAAAUAGUUCAGAGAAGGUUAAGAAACAACAUUCUUCUGUGUGAAUUUCAGUACUUCAGCAUAACGUUUCCUCAUGGUUCUAUUUAAAGUCAUGUUCUCAAAGUUCAGAGACUGUUACAAAAACAUUCCAUAAAAACCACAAGAAAAUGUUUGUAACGUUCUAAUAAUGUUAUUUAAAAGCAUAUACAUUCUGUUCUCAGCGUCAAUAAAAGGCUCUAUCCUCCAUCUUAAGUGUGUUCAGGUGUUAUGGCCGUGCCCAUUAAUUGGCCACCCCUGAUCUUAAUGAGUGCUUCUUUCCUUUGAAGUGGGAUCUGUUUGAAUAGACUAAAAUGAACAGCUUUGUAUGCCUUAAAAUUCUAGUUCCACCCUGGUGGCGAAGUGGACUAAGGUGUCUUGUACAGCAAAUUGGUUUGGUAUGUCUGGAUAAGAGCGUCUGCUAAAUGACUUAAAUGUAAUGUAAUGUAAUGUUUUUUUAUGAACUCUGGUGCAUUUAGCCCCUUAGUUCAGUUCGUUUGGACUGGUGUGAACACUGUCCUCACUCGGGAGCGCCCAACAGAGGCUCCCACCUCCCACAUAUACUCCCAGAGAGAGGUGGAACUGGGGGACCCCAACACACUCAUCUGCCGGGUCAGUGAUUUCCACCCAACAUCCGUGGAUGUGACUUGGACCAGGAACGAGCAGCCGGUGGGAGAGGGGACCGUCAGUCUGAACCAGUACUACUCUAAUGAAAACUUCAGCUUCAGGAUCUUCUCCUACCUGAGCAUCACACCUCAGGAGGGGGACAUCUACUCCUGUAGUGUGGGGCACGUCAGCCUGCAGGAACCCCUCACCAGGAUCUGGGAGGUUGAAGUGCACACGGACCACCAGACUGUGGAGACAGCAGUGUGUGUUGGAGGUGUGACUCUAGGAGUGGUGGGAGUAGCAACAGGACUCUGGUUUAUCAAAAAAGCCAAGAGGUCUGGUUGGGCCUUAAGAACAUAGGCAACUAUCAGCAAUACACCAAGGGCUCCAUGCAACAAUACCAAGUACAAUUAUCAUAUUCCGCAACCUACAACUGUGCUGGCGACAAUAUGAUGCAGUUCACUAUUGUGAGGGCAAUUUCUGUUAAACCUUACUAAUGCUGUUGUACUAAAAUAUGUCUUUAAGCCUAGGCAUUGGGCUUGGCUGGACUUCCUGUCAUUCACACCUGGGAAACACCAGCAGGUGAGUCAAUCCAAUUUUUUUUGAUGAAAUGCAUGAUGUGUCUAAUAUAUUAUGAAGAAUGUAUCAAAUGAAGUUGACAGAUCUUUUGUAACAAUACAGUAUAACAACUCCACAAAGGCAAUGAUUAGGAGAUUUUUCCUAAAUGGAUCCAUGUUGUAAGCAACAACAUAUUUUUUGAGAUUACCUCUUUGCACAAUGACAUGGAAAGGGAUACAGCAGUACAAAUUAAUUAUUUGUUUCAGGUGGGUACCAGUUCCAGGGGAUAGUUGACUGUGAAUAUGACACCAUUGACAAUAUGAUCUACUUUGUGAAAAACAUAUUCAACCAAAAAUUGACCAUCUAUGGCGCCAGGGUUCAGAAGUAUAUGGGUUUUGGGGAGUAUGGCAUACGCAAUGCAGAUCACUACAACAGCCAAGCUUGGAAAAUGGCUAUAAGGAAGGCAUAAGUGGAGACUAUUUGCCCAUACAGUGCAAGAUUCUUCAAACUGAGCACUUUGGAAAGAAUAGGUAAGUCAUUUUUACGUUUCUUUCCUUAGUAAUUUGCACGUGCUGUACAUUAAGUCAAGUUUGAUAAAAUAUUUGUUUGCAAAAAUGUUGCUGUUUCGGUCUGUGGACCUCCAUCAGACAACUUAAUUUCUACGUCAUCCUAUGUCCCAGUGCCUCCCACUGUCAAAGUCUGCCUGACCAAGACCUCUCGCUACGGAGAGCUGUCCAUGCUGGAGUGGAUUAGAGAGAGAUAUCUCUGCUUAUAGCAGUGUUUUUUUUAAAUAAAUGUCAAUAGAUUUUGAAGUUACUGGAUUGGUAGCAGCUUUGUGGUAGUGUGAUGUUUUACAUAAUUCCAUUCCCAGAUACCUCAGGCCUGCAUACUAAAUGGUUUAAAAUGGCAAUAGGGGUGUGUUCCCUUUUCAUUGGUGUAGCCAUGGCUAUUGGAGGAGUUUACUACUGGUGGAAGAACAGGAAAGUCACAACAUCACACAAUGGACAGAGAUUUUAUGUAACUAUAAAUCUAUUGGAUUAUUUUUGAUUUCAAGAGGUUUCAUAAUGUAGACAUAUUUUACUGUUUCAGGUCAGGCUUUAGGCGUGUGAAUAGAUAAGGUAAGGCAUUUUUCCAUAUUGUGUUUGACAUAUUUUGCAAUAAAUAAACAUGUCUGAUAUAUAUACUGCUGGAAUCUUUACAUUCCAUACAUCAAAGCAGAGAAUUGCAUAGACAAUCCUUGUGCACCCAAAUGUCACAUUUGAACUUUUUUUUCUUCUUUCCAGUAGGUCAAUUGACUGCUUCGAUGUGCAUGGCAUAAGAGCGAACUCUUUCUUUGCCCAAAAUGCCACUGCUUAACAAAGCAGAAAUAAUACUUUCAUUCUUUACCAUACUAUUCAAAUUGUGUCCAUAUGAUGGAAUCAGUUUGCUUACCAUUCGUUGUUUGCUUGUAUGGGACUUUCCUAGAUUAUAUUUUCAAACACUACAGUCAGGUCCAUAAUUAUUGGUACCCUUGAUAAAGAAUAGCAAUAAAGUCUAAAAGAGCUCUAUUUUCAUGUCAUCUGACCAUAGCACUGGUGCCAAUACAAGUCCUGAUGCCGUUGAUCAACCUCCAGGCAGUGUUAGUCCGAUGACAUGAACAUAGAGCUUUUUGGCCACGCACACCAGUGGUGGGUUUGGCGUUGACAAACGGAAGCAUACAGUAUGCAGAAAAGUACCUCAUGCCUAUGGUAAAAUAUGGUGGUGCAUCCUUGAUGUUACGGAGCUAUUUUGCUUCCACUGGUCCUGGGGCCCUUGUUAAGGUCAACGGCAUCAUGAACAUCAUAACCAGUCCCAGGACAGUUGACCCAAAAACCUUGUUGCCUCUGCCAGGAGGCUGAUACUUGGCAACAAGUUGAUCUUUCAGCAAGACAAUAACCCCAAGCACACAUCAAAAUCCACCAAGAAAUGGUUCAGUUACCACUAUCAGCAUUUUGCAAUGGCCACCUCCGGACUUGAACCCCAUUGGUUUGAAUUGAAGAGGGCAGUCUAUAAGCGCAGACAAAGGAUAUCAAUGAUCUGGAAGGAUUCUGUAUGGAGCAAUGGUCUAAGAUUUGACUGCCCUUGACCAGCACAAAAACAUCCUGUGGUGCACUGCACUAGCUUCAAAUAGUCCCCACGAUAUGCAACUUUUCAGGGAAGUCAGGAACCAAUAUACACAGUCAGUUAGGAAAGCAAAGGCAA
Molecule: messenger RNA, 3595 nt
Organism: Salmo salar (Atlantic salmon)
Lineage: Eukaryota; Metazoa; Chordata; Actinopteri; Salmoniformes; Salmonidae
Source: RefSeq, a predicted model, not a curated record